AUGGUUCUUUCUCCUGAGUCUAACACUGGUAACUUGACGAGACCGGCCUACCCUAAUGCUCUAGACGCGCUCGAUGAGGUUAGCGAUGAGAUUGCAGUUUUUCCUGCUAGGUGGCAUUCGUUGAUUGCAAGGUCUUCGCGACGAGGAUUCCACGCAGUAAGAAGGUCCCUGCUAGCGAUGUCUCGUGAUGACUCAGUCCGGCGAGGUCGAUGGACUUACAUCGCGACAAGGAGAAGACGACGGAAUUGCACGGUAGACGUGACGAGCGAAGCAGAGAAGCUUGGAUCGCGCGGUGGAGUGGACGUCGGCGUCGCGAGGCGAACCGUGAUGAGAUCAGCCCGAGAGAAGCCUGCGUUGCGAGGUGGAGACAAUGACGACAUCAUGAGGUGA
Molecule: messenger RNA, 390 nt
Organism: Arabis nemorensis
Lineage: Eukaryota; Viridiplantae; Streptophyta; Magnoliopsida; Brassicales; Brassicaceae
Source: the annotation of a GenBank genome assembly